CGCAUUUUAUAACUUAAAGGCUAUUUAAUUCAUGAUAAAGAAGACUACAGAAUCCUUUACUCGGUUCAUUUUGCAUCGAUUCUCACCAUUUAUAAGUGACAUGUUUCCGUUUUCCGCUUGAGCGAAACACUCUCGCGCGCGUUUGGAACAGAGAGCAUCGCGCGCGGUCUCCAGUCCUCUUGAGAUAUUUUAUAUCAGAAGAUUUUUUGACAUUUUUUGCCAUGGCACAGCCACAGAACGGAUCUAACCUAACGGGGAACUUUACAAAUCAGUUUGUGCAGCCGCCGUGGCGCGUCGCGCUCUGGUCUGUUGCGUACAGCUCCAUCCUGGCGAUCGCGGUGUUCGGGAAUCUGAUCGUCAUGUGGAUCAUUCUGGCUCACAAGCGGAUGAGAACCGUCACCAAUUACUUUCUGCUCAACCUAGCGUUUUCAGAUGCAUCGAUGGCCGCCUUCAACACUUUGAUUAAUUUUGUUUAUGCCACGCACGGUGACUGGUAUUUUGGAGAAGCCUACUGUAAAUUUCACAACUUUUUCCCCGUCACCUCUGUGUUUGCCAGCAUUUACUCCAUGAGCGCAAUAGCAGUCGACAGGUACAUGGCUAUCAUCCAUCCCCUGAAACCACGACUCUCAGCCACGGCUACUAAGGUGAUCAUUGUGUGUAUUUGGAUACUGGCUGUGGUCUUGGCCUUUCCUCUGUGUUUCUUUUCAACCAUCAAAAAAUUACCCAAGCGGACCCUCUGCUACGUUGCCUGGCCGAGACCUUCAGAGGACCCUUUCAUGUAUCAUAUUAUAGUGGCUUUGCUGGUGUAUGUUCUGCCUUUGGUGGUCAUGGGAAUUACCUACACUAUUGUUGGGUUGAUGCUUUGGGGAGGAGAGAUUCCUGGAGACUCAUCAGACAACUAUCAGGGCCAGCUGCGAGCCAAAAGGAAGGUGGUGAAAAUGAUGAUCAUCGUAGUGGUGACCUUUGCCAUCUGCUGGCUGCCAUACCAUGUAUAUUUCCUCGUUACAGGGUUGAACAAGCAGCUGGUUAGAUGGAAGUUUAUUCAGCAGAUCUAUUUGUCGGUCAUGUGGCUUGCCAUGAGCUCCACCAUGUACAACCCCAUUAUUUACUGCUGCUUGAACAGCAGGUUUCGGGCCGGCUUUAAACGUGUUUUCCGCUGGUGCCCGUUUGUGCGGGUGUCAGACUAUGACGAGCUUGAGCUGCGGGCCAUGCGGCAUAAAGUAGCACGCCAGAGCAGCAUGUACACACUCUCACGAAUAGAGACCACCGUCGUAGCCGUUUGUGACCCCUCAGAGCCAACCAGCCACCCAGACAGGAAGAGCCUUCACAACCACCAGCACAACGGCUGCUCCAACCCCACCAAGAGCAAAGAAGAAAUGCAGAGCGACUUGAAGGAAGAAUUCUGCUGAGAUAGACCUUUAAUGUAAGAUUCAUACUGAAGUAUCAAAGCACAGCCGUUUUAACGAAUCCUCAUUCUGUAAACUGGAAGGGAGUGAUGAAAAGUUAAACGUUUAAUUGAAUAUGCUAAUAUAUAGCACAUAAACAGCAUCUUGAUUUA
Molecule: messenger RNA, 1558 nt
Organism: Carassius carassius (crucian carp)
Lineage: Eukaryota; Metazoa; Chordata; Actinopteri; Cypriniformes; Cyprinidae
Product: neuromedin-K receptor-like
Exons: 5
Coding region: 222-1409 (395 amino acids)
Biological process (GO): positive regulation of flagellated sperm motility; G protein-coupled receptor signaling pathway
Cellular component (GO): plasma membrane; sperm midpiece
Molecular function (GO): tachykinin receptor activity
Source: RefSeq, a predicted model, not a curated record